AUGCUCGAGCCCGGUGCCUUGCGUUUGAUGGCAAAGUGGUCGUUUGAUGCACCAGCGUAUCACAGAGAAAAGGUUGAUGCAGCACUGCAUAUGGACGGACGUGAUGCGCCGAUUCCUGCUCUAAAUACAGAAGAGAUGUGUACAGCAGUGCAGCAUUGUGUGCGUGCUGUAUCGGCUUAUCGCACCCAACUGGGGACGCAGACAUUGUCGGAGCAAGAACAACAGGAAUUAUACGAAAUGCGGUACCAAGUCUGUGGGUGUUAUAUUCUCCAACAUGAUCUUACAUUGGCUCGCUCUGAGCUGGAACUCUUAACCAAGUCGCUUCGUCCAUGGCGCGGACAGCCUCCCUGGCAGGCUCAACUCAAUGCACGCGUGCUUGGAACUCUUGCUUGGCUUACAGAAGCGCUUGGUGACGUGAAUGCAUCAAAGCGUUAUGCUUUAUGGCGCACACAGCUAUCUACGUGA
Malassezia restricta is the source of this 465-nucleotide messenger RNA. RefSeq lists its product as uncharacterized. The record is from RefSeq and is a predicted model, not a curated record. Lineage: Eukaryota; Fungi; Basidiomycota; Malasseziomycetes; Malasseziales; Malasseziaceae. The transcript has a single exon. Bases 1 to 465 code for a protein of 154 amino acids.